AUGGAUUGUUUUCUCUCUCUCUCUCUCUUGAUAUUCCUUUGCUUUUGCUUCGUCAGUAGAAGUAAAGGAGAGAGACUUUUGCGCGCCAAAACCAACCACCACCCUUUUGAUUCAGACGACGAGUAUUCAUCGGACGACGAUUCAUCAGACGACGACGAUUUGCUUUUUCUGCUUCUUUUUCUCGUAAAGUCGUCAAAGAGUGUUUGGGGGCAAGAAAGAAUAAUAAUGGGGGAAGAAGGAGAUGUCCCGAAAAUGUCCCCGAUGGAUGAAAGUCUCGCGCGAGCGUCGUUAACCUCCGGCGUGCACCCACCGCACGCGGGCGCGAUCGAUUACCCACUCGUCGCGUUUUUCCAAAUGAAAUCUGUACCUUCGGACGAACAUGUACAAGGUAUUUUGAACAAACUGGCAAAGUUUCCCAGGUUUCGGUGUAAAGUCGAACCGGUUGUUGAGGGAAACGUGUUGGGGAAAUUGCACUGGGUGCCCACGGAAAUUCGGUUUCAAAAACACGUGACGAGACGAGACGACGUGCACUCGCACGAAGAAUUAGACAAGAUUAAGAACGAGUUACUGGUGAAACCGUUACAAACGGACGUGCCUUUGUUCGACGUGUUCGUGUUGAGUUCUUCGAAAGGAAGGAGUAAUAAUAGAAGUAAAAGUAGCGAGAACGGCGAUAGCGAAAGUAGUAUUAAGCCGGUGUUGGCGAUUCGAUAUUCGCACGCCAUCGGGGAUGGAGUGCACGCGGUGAAGGUAUUGGAACACAUCGCGUGUGGGUUAGACGGCGAGCCGGUGAAAAUGGUGCACUGGAAGAGAAGUAAGAAGAAAAAGGAGUUUAAGAAUGCGUGGGCGAUGAUGUUGGACUGUUUGUAUUUCGUUUGGGUGUUUAUGGUUGGUUUUUGUCGCGCGGUGUUUACGGCGUUUGGACCGGCGGAUAAUAAGACGGUCAUUCGAGACGAGCCGGUGAAAUGGUCCGGUAAAAGGGAAAUCACGACGUCUACGCCGAUCGCGUUGGAGGAGUUGAAAGCAGUGAGGGCGGCGUUUAAGUGUACGAUAAACGACGUGGUCGUGUCGUGCAUAGCGGGGGCGGUGCAGAGGUACAUGGAGGCGAGGGACUGCCCGUUUACGAAGAAACCGUCGACGAGAGUCAGGGCGAUUAUUCCCUUCGCGACUAUACCGAAGAAAGAGAUGGAAAAUAUGAAAAAAGAUCCGUACACGUUGCAAAAUUUAUUCACGUUUGUUUCCUUGCGACUCUCGAUGGGCCCGUGUUCAGCCACCGAACGGUUGAAACGAACGAUGAAGAAAACGUAUGAUUUGAAACGAUCGCCGGAAGCGGCGAUUACGAUCUUCUUGAACGCUAUAAUCGGGAAACUCGGGUCGGCGAUGCAAAAACAAACCCUUUACGAUUACAUGUCUCGACACUCUAUGGUCUUAACGAACGUUCCAGGGCCGGUUGAGCGCGUGAGAUUGGCCGGGAUAGAGGUGGAAACGGUGGAUUUCGCCUGCGCGAAUUUGAUCAACCAAGUGAGCGUGUUGAGUUACGCAGGGGAAAUACGGUUGACUUUGGUUACCGAUCCAGAAGUUGUGAAGGAUGCGCACACGAUCGCGGAGUAUUUCUUGAAGGAAAUUAAGAGUUUAAAGAUUGCCGCGGAUAAAGUUUCCUCGGAAGCGGCCGCGGCGUGA
This is a messenger RNA of Bathycoccus prasinos, 1677 nucleotides long. RefSeq lists its product as hypothetical. Gene Ontology annotation, cellular component: plasma membrane. Gene Ontology annotation, molecular function: diacylglycerol O-acyltransferase activity; long-chain-alcohol O-fatty-acyltransferase activity. The transcript has a single exon. The record is from RefSeq and is a predicted model, not a curated record. The coding region runs from base 1 to 1677 and encodes 558 amino acids. Gene Ontology annotation, biological process: triglyceride biosynthetic process. NCBI's taxonomy places the organism in Eukaryota, Viridiplantae, Chlorophyta, Mamiellophyceae, Mamiellales, Bathycoccaceae.